Entamoeba invadens IP1 is the source of this 1590-nucleotide messenger RNA. Its product is annotated as caldesmon, putative. NCBI's taxonomy places the organism in Eukaryota, Evosea, Mastigamoebida, Endamoebidae. Bases 1 to 1590 code for a protein of 529 amino acids. The record is from RefSeq and is a predicted model, not a curated record. The transcript has a single exon.
AUGUCAAUCCCAAGAUUGAGAUAUGAUUACUUUGGAGGAAUUAUAUUCGAAAACAACGUGAAAAAAUAUUUCAAAGUUUGGCACGACGAAUUGAGAGUUUUUGACGAGAGUGGAAAGACCGAAACUCUCGACGGAGGGAAGAUCUUGAAAAUUGGGGUUAUCAAAAAUAACGCCAAAAAGUUUGUAGUUCUGACAGAUCGUGGUCUGCGAGAGUUUGAGUGUCAGAAUUCAAAAGAGCGGGAAUCUUGGCUCCGGACCUUUGAGACGGUCAGAAUAGUCUUUCAACGUAAUAAUCCAGAGAGACUUGACGAAUUAAAAAAAGAAAAACAUUUGGAACAACAAAAAACAAAUACUGAAAAUGUUAUACAAAGUGAACUCAAUAACAAAAUAAAAUCAACCUUAUUUGAAGAAACGCAUGAACUUAUCAAUUUAGAUGAAAAUGAGGUGAUCGCGAAUUGUGAAAAUUUAUUAGUUGAUGAAAAAGAUGAAGAAAUUGAAAAGGUUAUUCAACUUCUCAACAUCGAGGAACAAACAAAAAAUAUCAAAGAAAAAAACGAGAUUGACGUUUUGACGAUUGUGGCGGAACGACGAAAACGACGUGAAGAGGAAAGAGAAAAAUGGAAAAAAUUGGAAUUGGUGGCCAAAAAUGAUGAAAAGGACAAAAAUGAGAAAGUGGAAAAAAGGUGCACGAAUGAGAUUGAAACAAACGAAAAAGUCGAAAAGGUGAUGCAAAAAGUCGAAGAGUUGGUGGAGGAAAUUGGUGUUGAGUUGACAAAUGAAGAACGUGAAAAAAUUAAAGGAGAAGAAAAGAGUGAAAAAGUCAACAACGAGAUAAAAUCAACUUCUCAAAAUAUCAGAAGGUUGGAGAUUGAGAAUGAUGGAAUGAACGAACAUUUAAAGAAAGAAAAAGACGAGAAAAAACAAGAAGAAGAGACACAUACCAUUCUCCAAAAGGAGGAGAUUCCUUUACAAAGCAUCAAAGAAGAAAAAAAAGAAGAAAAACCAAACGAACUUUUUGAAAUAACGGAGGAAGAACCCAAACAAGUCUUAAGUGAUGUUAUGAAAGAAAUACCAAUUGAAGACGUCAACAUUACAAAUAAAAAAGAACCUGAGGGAGCGAGCGAUGGAACAAGGAAUGAAAAUGAAUUAAAAAUUGAAAAAGAAGUAAAUGACGAAUUCAAAGACAACAAAAAGAGCGAGGAAGGAGGUGUCGUCGAAGAUGAAAAUUCGGAAAACGACGAAGAGAUUACACUUGGUUUUUCUGUUGAAGAAGAAAGUGAAAGCACAGAGUUUGAUACAACAACAGAAAAUAAACAAAACGUGAAAGAAAAGGAACAACCAAAAGAGCUGAAAUUUGAAGACUUCGUUUGUGUAAACAACUGCGAGAAACCGAUUGAAAGAUCAGAAGAAACAAAAGACUCAAGCGAAGACGACGAAAAAUACAAAGGAUUUGACUUUGACACGAUGAUGGCCGAGAUGGGAAUUCAGCCACAGUCACCACAAGACGAUGGCACCGCACAAGAAAAUGCAUCAGAGGAAAGUUUUGAAUUUGAGAUUGAGUCAGACGACGAUGACAAGGAAAACAAAUAA